Messenger RNA from Fusarium musae, 675 nucleotides. RefSeq lists its product as uncharacterized. The coding region runs from base 1 to 675 and encodes 224 amino acids. Gene Ontology annotation, cellular component: nucleus. The transcript has 3 exons. The record is from RefSeq and is a predicted model, not a curated record. NCBI's taxonomy places the organism in Eukaryota, Fungi, Ascomycota, Sordariomycetes, Hypocreales, Nectriaceae.
AUGCAGCAGGUAGGCGAGGGCAAGGUCUCGAUAACCACAAUCCAGAACCUCUGCAUGUUGACACUGGCCAACAUACAAGGCAUGGCCAUUACUCUUACAAAAUGUGCCAAUCUCGACGUUGAGACUUGCGCCCUUAACGACUUUGGUUCGCGUGCAGAAGCUCGAAGAAGAGUGUUUUGGAGCCUGCAUUUGCUGCAGCAGAUGUAUGGACAUCAGGCCUUCACUACUGACAUCUUACAAGACAUUACCAGACCGCAAUAUAUCGCGACGUAUACAGACCCGCGUAAGAGUGUCAACGAAAUGCCACCAGCCAUUCCACAUGAGGACAUUUCAGGUCAAGACGAAACCACGAGUGCUGAUAAGAAGAGCGGUACGUGGGCCUACAUGAUCCAGACGUCUACACUGUGGGGAGAGGUUCGCACAUAUGUAAAACAAUGGGCUCAGCAGACCAACAACGCCCCGCCUCCUUGGUCCAUCGAAUCUGGAUACGCAGUCAUCAACGCUUAUCUCAUGGACUCGGAGACGAAAUUCCCAGACCGUCACCGAUUUGAUAGCGCGCGAUUUACUGACCAGGAAAGCCGACACCUCCAGAGCAAUCGAGGAUAUUGGAGUCCGUGGGCCCCAACAGUCGGCUCAACUCGGAGUUCCCAACACAUUCUGGAAAACGUCUUCUGA